Galeopterus variegatus (Sunda flying lemur) is the source of this 1389-nucleotide messenger RNA. It is a transcript of the gene PEAK3, whose product is annotated as chromosome unknown open reading frame, human C19orf35. Gene Ontology annotation, biological process: protein phosphorylation. Bases 1 to 1389 code for a protein of 462 amino acids. The transcript has 3 exons. Gene Ontology annotation, cellular component: actin cytoskeleton; focal adhesion. The record is from RefSeq and is a predicted model, not a curated record. Lineage: Eukaryota; Metazoa; Chordata; Mammalia; Dermoptera; Cynocephalidae. Gene Ontology annotation, molecular function: protein kinase activity.
AUGAGCGCAUCCACUCCACCCACUGAGACCCCGGCGCCUGACAGCCCGCCCUGUCCAACUCAGCCCACCUACAGCAACCUUGGAGAGGUCCGUGCCCACCUGUUGCCCUCCAAGGCCUGCCGCCCCCGACCCCCUGGGUCCCACCCCACUGACCUGCAUUCCCUGGCCCCACCCCUGCCCAAGAAGACCCUAACCCGGACCCAGUCUCUGCCCACCCGAGGAGCCCCGAGCCCCAGCUCCACCCGAGCAGGGCAGCCUCGGAGGCCCCUUCUGGGGUCCAACAGCAUAGAGGACAGCCAGGUAGAGGCCAGGCCAGCCUGUCCCCCUGAAGAGCUGGCCUCCUUCCUCCCUGAUGUCACUCGGGGCCUCUUCCACGAUCUGCACCACCCAGGGACCGUGCAUGCGGCACUAGCAGCCCGGCAGCUGCAGGGCCUCCGUGCCAUCCAUGCCCGGCUCAGUGCCCGGCUCAUGGGGGGCCGCCCUGGCCCCUGGCACCCUGGCCAUGGCUUCCGCCUCCUGGACAGUUCACCCUGCGUGGAGAGCGGGGACGCCCUGUACUACCGCGUGGUGCGGGUGGAGGAGGAGGCAUGGCACAUCCUGGCUGCCAAGGUGCCCAAGCCCGGAGCUGAGGUGACCCCCCCGCGGGGCCAGGAGCUGCAGGCCUCGCUGCCCCCCCACUUCAACCUCCAGGGGCUGUGUGGCUUGGUGCCCAAGGGUGCACUGCCGGCUGCACCCUGGAGAGGCUCUGCCACGCUGGUGGCCGAGGUGCCUGAGCGCACGGUGGCCCAGUGGCUGGCGGAGGUCGGCGGACGGGGGCCGGCAGAGUUCGUGUGGGUCGUGGCCCUGCUGUUCCUGCAGCUGAGCACUGCCCUGGAGCUCCUGGAGGCACGGGGCGCGGUCCUGAUGCAGCUGCGGCCCGAGAACCUGCUGCUGGCGGCACCGCGGGGAUGCCAGGCUGCGAGCCCCCCACGCCUGCUGUUGGCAGACUUUGGUCGCAUCCGCUGGCUGUCCCCGGGAACCCCUGGCGCCCAUGCCCAGCAGCUGGGCUGCCUGCUCCGUGAUAUGCUCGGCCCCGCCGCGCCCUCAGCCUCACCCCUGGCCACUGGCCUGGAGCGCCUGGCGGCCCAGCUGCCCCAAUUGCAGCCCACCGCGGCCCAAACGCGGGGCGCAUUGCAGGCGCUGCUCUGGGGGCCUGGGCCUGAGCUGCGUUGCCACGGAACACCGCUGGGAUCCUGGCUGCAGGUGCGCCGCGCACUGCUGCUCCUGCACCUGGCUGAGCGGGCCGCGGGGGGGGAGGUGCCUGGCCUGGAGGACUGGCUGUGCUGUGAAUACCUGGCUGAGGCCACCGAGGCCUCGCUGAGCCAUGCCCUAGCACUACUGUGGGACUGA